Messenger RNA from Prorocentrum cordatum, 617 nucleotides. Lineage: Eukaryota; Dinophyceae; Prorocentrales; Prorocentraceae. The record is from the annotation of a GenBank genome assembly.
CGUCGGCGUCCCCCUCCUCGUGGUCGCAACGCAAGCGCUCCCACUCAAGCUCCCCAGUGGAAGGCCACCAAGGGCGCGGGAUGCUGGAAAAGGGUGGUCCCUCAAGGGGGCCGCCUGAGACAGGAACAGAAGAGAGGGAGAGAUGACGAAGAGAGGAAGAGGGAGGAGGAGGGCGGAAGGGGACGCGGAGGAGGAAGCAGAAGGAGGGAGGGGGUGGAUGAAAAACGCUCCCUUAACGGGGCCGCCUGCCCGCAGGAUUUGCCUGCGGCACCAGGCUUGUGUCUGAGCCCCAGAGGGCAGAAACGAAAUGGGCAUGCAUGAAGCGCCUCCUUGUGGCGGCGCUCGUAAUUUUCCUCCUCGUCCACCGGCCGCCCUACCCUCCCGCGGCUCCCCGCUGGAGCGCGCCCCCGAGGGAGCCCGCCCGGCCCUACCGCCCCGACAGCCCGGCAGCCGCCGCCGCGGUGCGCACUGGCCGCACGCCCGCCUCCUGGCGCCAGAACCUUGGGCGUUGCACACUGCGGCAACGUCCGACGACGACGGCGACGGCGACGACGACGACGACGACGACGACGGCGGCGGCGGCGACGACGACGUCGACGACGACGGCGACGGCGACG